Messenger RNA from Rasamsonia emersonii CBS 393.64, 765 nucleotides. RefSeq names its product 3-oxoacyl-[acyl-carrier-protein] reductase. NCBI's taxonomy places the organism in Eukaryota, Fungi, Ascomycota, Eurotiomycetes, Eurotiales, Trichocomaceae. The coding region runs from base 1 to 765 and encodes 254 amino acids. The record is from RefSeq and is a predicted model, not a curated record. The transcript has 4 exons.
AUGCCGGGCAGACUGUCCGGAAAGGUCGCCAUCGUCACCGGCGCCGGUUUCGGCUUCGGCGAGGGCAUCACGAAGAAGUUUGUCGAAGAGGGAGCGAAGGUUGUGAUGGUCGACAUCAACGUCGCCAACGGCGAGAGGGUGGCCGCGGCUCAGCCCCCGGGGAGCGUCGUCUUCGUUGAAGGCGACGUAUCGGUCGAAGCGGACUGGCAGAAGGUCGUCGACACGGCGCUGGCGCAGUUUGGUCAGAUCGAUAUUGUGGUCAACAAUGCGGGUGUUGUCAAUAAAGCGACUCCCUCGAUCGAAAUCGCCGAGGAGGAAUUCGACCGCCUGAUCCGCAUCAACACCAAGAGCCUGUAUCACAGCGCCAGAGCGGUUGUGCCCGUCUUCCGCAAGCAGGGCAGGGGCGGCGUCUUUGUCAAUAUCUCCAGCAUCAGCGCGCCUCGCCCACGGCCGAAUCUGGUCUGGUAUGCAGCCAGCAAGGGCGCUGCCAGCGCGGCUACCAAAGGUCUCGCCGCAGAAUUGGCGAAAGACAACAUCCGCUGCAACGCCAUCUGCCCGGUGGCCGGAGAGACUGCGAUGGUCCCUCUCGUCCUUGGCAAGCCCGACACUCCCGAAAACCGCAAAUCCAUCCUCUCCGGCAUCCCGCUGGGUCGGUUCGCGACUCCGGCGGACGUCGCCAACGCGGCGGCCUUUCUGGCGAGCGACGAGGCGAGCUUUAUUACGGGGAUUGAGCUGCCCGUCGAUGGGGGGAGGUCAUUGAAUUAG